AUUCCAUGCAAUAAACUGUCAAAUGGCGCAAAAUUCUGAAAAUGAGGCUGUAAGAGAUUAAGUUUGUUUAAUUAAAUCAGAAUUUAAUUUAAAAAAAAAGCCCAGUCUCUUAUUUGGUCAUUGAAGUUAAUUGAACAGUUUUUUACCUUCUGUUAAAGUUUACUGUAAAAAAGAAAUUAUUGCGUUCUUAUUUUAUUCAAUAAGCUAAUGAAAUAAAUUUAAGUAAUAAAAAUGACUAGUGAUCAAAGUUCGUUUUCGCCCUCGGAUGAAAACGACAAUUUAACAUCAGUUAAACUGUCACCUAUACAAAUACAACAAGAAUAUUUUGAAAAUCUGCCGGAUUGUGAUUGGGUCCAGUAUAAAAUAAGUAACCGAAAACAUCUGCAGCAGAAUAUUGCUUUUGCUCUGUUUGGCACGCCAAGUAGUGAAGGUGAUUUAUUGGGUGCGGACAGUGAGAAUGCUAAUUUGAAUGGUUACACAUCUAGACAGAAAGAAAAUGUUAUUAAAGUGUACAAUAAAAUAUGUGAACAAAGCCAAUAUUCUCAAAAUGACCAAGAUAUUUUCCUGUCUAUAUUACUUGUUGUUUGUGCUACACCAAAGCCCCUGAAAUUUUAUCAGUUAGAACCAUCAGACUAUUGGAUAGAUCUUCACAAAAAAACUGAUAUUAAUAUGCAGCUCACAGCUGUAUUUAAAGUUCGGAAAUGUAUUCCCACAACUGUUGGUGCGAAAUCAUGUAGAGUGUACAUAGAUGACCAUGCAAGAGUAUACCAUGACUGGACAUCAUAUUUAAACAAUAACACUUUACCAAAAUGUGUGAUAAUCGCACCGGAAAAUGGAGAAUAUGAAGGAUUGAUCACUGAGGGUGAAGAGUUCGCGGUUAAAUUGACGGUGGCGCCGUCGCCGUCGCUCGGCCUCAAAUCGAGGGUCCUGAGUACGGUGGACACGGCAAGUACGGUAGCGUCGCUGGGCGCGGUCGGUGUGUUGGGCGUCGCUGCGUUCACGCCCGUGGGGCCGGUUGUACUCGUCGGGGCCACUGUGGCCACCGUGGCUACGGGGCUGUACGGCCUUGUGAGGUCUUCGCUGCAUCUACACGACAGGAGGGUUCAUGAACAGAGUAUAAGCCCCACAGACGCGGAGGCGCGCGGCAGCUGGCUGAACAUAGCCGCGUCCAGCGUGGGCCUGUCGGCCGGCGCCGCUAGCACUAUGCUCGCACGCUCUGCGGCCGCAGGCACUAACUUGACCAAGGCUGGCCAAGCGCUAACGAUAUCGGUGGAAGUGCUGCGACAUGCGAACCUUGUGACGGGCGCCGCGGGUUUACUCAACAAUUUAGUGCAUAUCGUGCUUAAGUAUCACAAGCACGGCGAGAAGCCGACGAGCCUAGAGCUGUUCCAGUUCUCGACGUCGCUGCUGUUCUUCUACCAAGCGGCCGUGUCCAACCGCACCGCGCAGAACAUCAUCGAGGACGCGCAAGCGAAUACGAUCAAUGAAUAUCGCACUACGCUCAGGAGCAAUAAGCACAGGAAAAUAUUCGACAAGAUCAGCGCAGAGUCGCGGCGGGUGGCCGGCGCGGUGCAAGGCAACGCCGAAGUCAUCAACGGGAUACAGAACAUCGCGAACAAGGACCAAUUCUUCGCCGACGUGCUCCGAAUCAACAAGGACAUAAACCAGCACAAAUUGCGCAUCUCUAUGACGUCAGACGGCCGCGUCAACCUGAACGCGGCGCACAAGUUCGAGCCGUCGCAACUGUACGGGCUGGGCAGAGAAGGGCGGGCCCAGCUGUUCUCGUCUCUCGGGCCGGCGGAUCUGAACACACCGAACGUGCCCACCAGAGUGACGACCACCACGGCCGUGCAAACGCGCACGAUGGUAGAAGAAAAUACCGAUUCGAUAUUGGUGGGAAUCAACCCGGGGGAGGUUCUGCGCAUCGGUGCGUACUUAGUGCGCAUCAGCACGUCCGGAACGGAGAACAUUUCCGCCCUCCUCGAGAACCUCAGCCGGGACGUGUACGACGCUCUGAUGACGGUCGCUCUGAAUCUCGUGUCGCAAUUGAUCCCGGCGGAUAUCGCGAAGUUGAAACUACUCAGUCCGGACGAGGAUUUGAUACAGCAGGUCGUGAGAUUCGUCUUCAACUACCUGAAGCACGAACGGCCGAUGGGCGACCCGUGCCGGGAAACGGAUAACGGUAUUAUGAUUGUUCUGAAGGAGUUCUUUCAAAACGGCGUCGUGAGGCAGGACACUAUAUUGUAUUUGAAGGACCGCCUCGUUCGAUGGAUCGAUGAAGAGAUGGACAAGCGACGCCGGGAGUUUCCUAAUAAGAAACAAGUGGUGUGCGACGCUUGUCAGGGAAUAAGGUUUGCGUAAAACGAAAUAUUAUGUAUGAUGAAAUAAUAAUAAUUAUUAUUAUAUAUUUACAAUUAUCUCGAUACUGGGUUCAUUGGGGAACAAGCACAAAGUGGCUACACUAAUAUUGUAUUCCUAAAAAGACAUAUCAAAAUUUUAGAUCAGAAAUUUUCACUAUUUAUUAUAUCGUAUUUUAUUGAUGAAGUUAUUUACAAAAAAGAUGAAUGUGGUAAAUUUAAGAGCACUGUGAUAUUAAGAGGCGAUUGUAAUAUAAGAAAAAAAAGAAUAAUCAUUUGAAAAUAGAAGCUUUGUACUAAUUAUUAUUGUUAAGAUUCAUGUAUUCAGAAUUAUACUGGAAUGUAUAACUCAGUGUAUUUUAUUUAUGUUUACUAAAAUAAAUCAUUGCA
Zerene cesonia (dogface butterfly) is the source of this 2747-nucleotide messenger RNA. RefSeq lists its product as uncharacterized. The coding region runs from base 232 to 2361 and encodes 709 amino acids. The transcript is spliced from 9 exons. Lineage: Eukaryota; Metazoa; Arthropoda; Insecta; Lepidoptera; Pieridae. The record is from RefSeq and is a predicted model, not a curated record.